Amaranthus tricolor (Joseph's coat) is the source of this 2216-nucleotide messenger RNA. RefSeq names its product phosphoglucomutase, cytoplasmic. Gene Ontology annotation, biological process: carbohydrate metabolic process. Gene Ontology annotation, molecular function: phosphoglucomutase activity; magnesium ion binding. The transcript is spliced from 19 exons. The coding region runs from base 168 to 1919 and encodes 583 amino acids. Lineage: Eukaryota; Viridiplantae; Streptophyta; Magnoliopsida; Caryophyllales; Amaranthaceae. Gene Ontology annotation, cellular component: cytosol. The record is from RefSeq and is a predicted model, not a curated record.
UAUCCCUUCAAAUUUGAUAAAAAUGAUCAACAUUUCUCCACACAACUUAGUAAGUUGUCACGCGGAACACGUCUUUUUAUGGUUCGGCUCAUCAUCUCUACUCUCCAGACCAAACAUUCUUCAACAAGAAGCUAAAUCUUCCGAUUCCGAUUUUCGAGUGAAGAAAAAUGGCCACCUUCAAAGUUUCGCGCAUUGAUACCAAACCUUAUGAUGGUCAAAAACCAGGCACUUCUGGUCUUCGGAAGAAGGUCAAAGUUUUUGCACAACCUCAUUACUUACAAAAUUUUGUUCAAGCCACUUUCAAUGCCCUCACAGCUGAUAGGAUUAAAGGUAAAACACUUGUUGUUUCAGGCGAUGGACGUUAUUACUCCAAAGAUGCUAUCCAGAUAAUUAUUAAGAUGUCUGCUGCAAAUGGAGUCAAACGUGUUUGGGUUGGUCAAAGUGGGUUGCUUUCAACGCCUGCUGUGUCAGCUGUCAUACGUGAAAGAGUUGGAAAAGAUGGAUCUAAGGCUUCUGGGGCGUUCAUAUUAACUGCUAGUCACAAUCCUGGAGGCCCUACUGAGGACUUUGGAAUAAAGUAUAAUAUGGAAAAUGGAGGACCUGCUCCAGAGGGAGUCACUGACAAGAUUUAUGAGAACUCAACUACCAUAAAGGAGUACCUGAUUGCUGAAGAUCUACCUGAUGUUGAUAUCUCUAAAAUAGGCUCAACCAGCUUCUCUGGGCCCGAUGGAGAGUUCGAGGUUGAAAUCUUUGAUUCAACUGAUACCUACGUGAAGUUGAUGAAGUCAAUUUUUGAUUUUGAGGCAAUUAAAAAGCUGCUUGCAUGUCCGAAAUUUACAUUCUGUUAUGAUGCUCUUCAUGGAGUUGCUGGUGUUUAUGCUAAGCGUAUUUUUAUAGAAGAACUUGGUGCUAGUGAGAGUUCACUGUUGAAUUGUACACCAAAGGAAGAUUUUGGGGGUGGGCAUCCUGAUCCUAACUUGACUUACGCAAAGGAGUUAGUUCAACGCAUGGGAUUGAGUAAAUCAAACUCAGAAAGUGAACCGCCUGAAUUUGGUGCUGCUGCUGAUGGUGAUGCUGACCGUAAUAUGAUCCUUGGUAAAAGGUUUUUUGUGACCCCAUCAGAUUCUGUUGCUAUUAUUGCUGCUAAUGCAGUAGAAGCAAUUCCAUACUUCUCUGGUGGUCUGAAGGGAGUUGCCAGGAGCAUGCCUACUUCUGCUGCUCUGGAUGUUGUUGCUAAAGCUCUAAAUUUGAAGUUCUUUGAGGUGCCCACUGGCUGGAAAUUUUUUGGUAAUCUGAUGGAUGCAGGACAAUGUUCAGUGUGUGGUGAAGAGAGUUUCGGAACUGGCUCUGAUCAUGUACGUGAAAAGGAUGGAAUUUGGGCUGUAUUGGCCUGGCUAUCUAUUCUUGCUCAGAAGAACAAAUAUAAACUCGACGGUGAAAAGCUUGUGACUGUUGAAGACAUUGUUCGUCAGCAUUGGGCCACCUAUGGUCGGCACUAUUACACAAGAUAUGAUUAUGAGAAUGUUGACGCAGGUGGUGCAAAAGAACUAAUGGCACAUUUGGUCAAUCUGCAAUCAGAUCUUCCUCAAGUUAACAAGAUUGUGAAGAAAGUAAAUUCAGCAGUGUCCAAUGUGAUUAAUGCUGAUGAGUUUGAAUACACUGAUCCUGUUGAUGGUUCAAUUUCUAAGCAUCAGGGUAUUCGCUAUCUGUUUGAAGAUGGCUCACGAUUGGUAUUCCGCCUUUCUGGAACUGGCUCUGAGGGAGCGACAAUCCGUGUGUACAUUGAACAAUAUGAAAAUGACUCCUCAAAAACUGGCAGAGAUUCUCAAGAAGCACUUAAACCUCUUGUGGAAGUUGCUCUAGAGCUUUCUAAGAUGCAAGAAUUCACUGGGAGGUCUGAGCCAACUGUUAUCACAUAAUCGCAAAUUUCCGAGAUGGAUGGUGCCUCCCUUAUUGAGCCCAAGGUUUUGCCUCUUUUCUUAGGAGGCAAUAGUACUUUUUCUAUACCAUAUUUUCCGAAUCAAACUCAGUUUUAAUGAUCAGCGAUAUAAUUGUAUAAGAGGGAGCUCAUUGCUGAACAGCUUUGAGUUCCAGAGUUGACAGUAGGCAACUCUAGUGGAGAUGUGUCCUUUGCUCGAGUUCAUGAGUUGACACUCAAUGAAGGAAUAUCAAAAUAAUUUUACUUAUACUUCUAUAUGAAAAUUAGCUUUUACUUU